This is a messenger RNA of Schistocerca serialis cubense, 1383 nucleotides long. Its product is annotated as protein C19orf12 homolog. The transcript is spliced from 3 exons. Lineage: Eukaryota; Metazoa; Arthropoda; Insecta; Orthoptera; Acrididae. The record is from RefSeq and is a predicted model, not a curated record. Bases 146 to 547 code for a protein of 133 amino acids.
CACCGGGGAAAAACUGGAAGUUUGCGCAGUGGAGUUAAGGACUGAUUUUGAAGUCAAGACAAGACUAGCGCGAUAUCGUAGAGUACUGCCAUUGUUGCCUUAAUUUUUUUUAAAAAAUAUUUACGAGUCUGCCAUAUUUAAGAAAAUGCCACUCAGUACUCGAGAAAUAAUGGAUGCCCUUGCCAUUGUGGCAGAACACGAAAACGUGAAAGUUGCAGUCAGAAAAUCGGUUACGGGAGGUGUUAUUGCUUGUUUAACAACUAUUUGUGGAGGCCUCCUGGGUGGACGUUUCGGCAUGGCGAUUGGUAGCACAUUAGGUGGAAUCGCAGCCUAUAUUAUGAGUGACAACUUCAAGCCUCUCCCACAAAUAUUAAAGGAAGACCUUAGUGUUCAACAGAAGGAAGAAUUGGUUAGAUCUGUUCGGGCUGUUAUUAAUGACAUUAGAGUAGAAGAUGCAGUUAUGCUUGCGACAUUGAUUGUCGGUAACAGAACUCUAUCAAAAACUGUUCUACAGUUGGUAGUAAAUUUUCUGAGAACUCAGAUGUAGAAGUAACUGGUCCAAGCUAUGUUCAGUAGUAUCAUUUUUCUGUUUAAAAUCAAACAAUAUUAUUGUCAUACAAUGUAGGCUCUCACAGCCAGUGUUGUCUUCAAUUAAAACUUCUGGGCUGAGAGGCCGUGGUCAUUGUAUAAAAUUUCCACCGAAUGUUACGUCUCCAUAUGCGGGAGACAUCUUCUGAGGUCGUCUGGCUACUGCCACUGAGGCUCCAGGUACUCUCACAUUUAUAGAGCGCAUAGAGGGCACCACCAUUUGACACGUCGGCAUCAUAAUGGAGAUGAAAAUUAGGUGGAAAUUUUAUACAUCGACCAUGGCCUCCCAGUCUGGACGUUUUAACUGAAGAAUGUUAUUGUCAUUUUUGUGUGUAAAUAAUUUAUAUUUUUUAUUUAAAACAGUCACUAAAUGAUGUUUUUAUCUAGCCAUAUCACCCAUGGGAAUUUACAUUUUGAGAAUACAGUGAUUGUCUACUUUACUUCAAUAAAAUAGUGGUGUCAGCAUUUUUACAAAAGGCACAACCCAGUAAUAUGAUCGUGUUCAUGUAUCUUUUAGGAAUUAUUCUGUGUUGCAUAGCUUUACCAUAUAUAGAAAUGUAUUACUUUCACAGAAUUUAAUUUUUGUGUGAUCAGUGUUACACAUAUCAGAAUGUGAUAUGGACUGUAAUAAGUAUGACAAAUGAGGUUGCUAUAAAAUUUAUUUUCAGCAUUAGCUAGGAAAAUGAGCUAGUGUGUGAUAGUUUGUCUUUAUAUUUGAUAUAAUAUGUCAUCUAGUGCUGCAAUAUAAGAUUAAUAUUGCCAGUACCAUGGAAAUAAAUUAAUGAAAUUCAGAAA